AGGCGACGUCACCCUUCCAGGAGUGCCCACGUGUGUCAGAGUGCGAAAGGGGGCCACACAGAGGGGGGAGGGGAAGUAUCCGGGGCCCAGCUGAGCCGUCCAGUGACAGUUUAGACUCUGCCACCCUGUGUCCCGGCGCUCGCAAGGCAAUGGAGGGAGCCGGUGGCGGUGAUGCUGGAGGGCCGGCGCCACCAAACCCAGAGCCAGAGGAAGGUCCUGCUGGUGCGGAUGUCGCCUUUCACGAAGAUGAAGAGAUCAUUGAAGUUCUCGAGCUGAAUGAUGCAGAACCAAACCCAGAUGACCUGGCUGAUGAGAUGGAAGAUGUGGAUUUUGCGGAUGAACCCGAGGAUGGAGAAAUGGCCGAUGAGGCGUGGGAGACGGAGGAUGAAGGUGUGGAGGAAGGAACUGAGCCUCAUGAUGACAGUGAACUGACUUACGCUAAACAUACAGGCUCCGUAUUCUGCAUCGGCCUGGAUCCAAAGGACAGCACCCUUGCAGUAACGGGGGGAGAAGACGACAAAGCCUAUGUCUGGAGAAUAAGCGACGGAGAGACCAUUUUGGAAUGCACUGGUCACAAGGACUCCGUCACCUGUGCAGCUUUCAGCCAUGACGCCGCCAUGGUUGCAACCGGAGACAUGAGCGGGCUCCUCAAGGUGUGGAAAGUGGAGGGUGGUCAGGAGAUCUGGUCAUUUGAAGUCGGCGACCUAGAGUGGUUGCAGUGGCACCCCUGCGCCCAUGUACUUCUAGCGGGCACUGCAGAUGGCAACACCUGGAUGUGGAAGGUACCUAGUGGCGAGUGUAAAACCUUCCAAGGACCCGGCUGUCCCGCUACCUGCGGGCAAUUCCUUCCCGAUGGUAAGCAAGCCGUGGUGGGUUAUGAAGAUGGAAGCGUGAGGAUAUGGGAUUUAAAACAAGGGAAUGCAAUACAUGUCCUCAAAGGCACAGAUGGUCAUACCCGUCCUCUGACAUGCGUGUCUUCAAAUGCCGAUGGAAGUCUCGUGCUCACGGGCUCUGUGGAUUGCGAUACAAAGAUGGUGAACACGGCCACUGGAAAGGUGGUCGGUUUAUUCAAGACAGAAAGCAACGUAUCCAAAGCCUCAAGACGAGAAGAUGGGGAGUCCGAGUCUAAUUCUGUGGAGUCUCUGGGCUUCUGCAAUGUGCUGCCCCUGGCAGCAGUCGGUUACCUGGAUGGAACUUUGGCCAUUUAUGAUAUUUCAACACAGACCUUGAGACACCGGUGUCAGCAUGAGUCGGGGAUUGUACACCUCCUCUGGGAAGAGAGCUCUCCGGUGGUGUACACGUGCAGCCUGGAUGGGGCCGUCAGACUCUGGGAUUCCCGCUCAGGGAAAAUGAUCAGCGAAUACUGCGGACACACGGAGGAAAUUCUUGACUUCGCUCUUAAUAAGGAUGCUUCCAUUGUGGUGACCGCAUCUGGAGAUCACAAAGCAAAAGUGUUCUGUGUGCAGAGACCGGACCGUUAACCCCCCGGGGGGGGCCCCCGUCCGCUGUACAGGGCAAUCGUUGGCCCUCUCUUCUCUCUCUCUCUCUGAAAGGCUUGGAGCUGUUAGCUGUCUUCUUUACUUAUAUGUGUGGAUGCAAUUUAAUCUCUACAGACUGGCGUAUGUGGAUGCGCAUGUACAUGUUCACACUAACUUGGGGAGGAGAAAAAGAGGGUCCCUUUUUUUAAAAGCCGCAAGACCCAAAUGACAUCAUUUUUUCCAUAGACUGGCCUGUUGUAUAAAGAGGCGUUACCAACAAUUCAUGGAGAAAUCCUUCCACGUAUUUUCAGGGCGAUUUUUCAAGAACGGAGGAUACUUAAAGCCGCCAUGGUGGUGUAGUGGGGGGGGCUGUACUUCAAACAAACGGCUGACUUCCUGUUCUGUAGGAACAACCAACUGUUGGUUUUUACAGGAGCCAACGCAGAGCAUUGGGUUAUAUAAUGCAAAGAUCUCAAUCUCUAUACUGGAAUGGGCAUUUUUUUUUUUUUUUACAUACGUAACCGGGAGUGUUACUAGUCACUAUUUCAUGUAAUGCUCAUAACCUUUUUUCUUUUUCUUUUUUUUAUGGGGGCACAUUGGCGAUUUAAUGACCAUGUUUUAAAGGUACCCUGAUCAGAGGUGUUUUGUUAAAGUGUACCUGUCAUUUGAUUAACUAGAUCAGCUUUUAGUGAUACAUUUAUGCUCUGAGAAAUGCAAAUGGCCAAUCUCCACUGUGAUCGAUAAAUAUAAUUAUUGCUUUCUGUUUGGAUUUAUAAUCUGGAACCCGAUUCCCAGUGCCUCUGUCGUUCAAAUAAAAUGUCUAGGUGUGCCCGGACGUCCGUAGAAA
Messenger RNA from Rana temporaria (common frog), 2325 nucleotides. RefSeq names its product angio associated migratory cell protein (gene AAMP). The transcript is spliced from 12 exons. The record is from RefSeq and is a predicted model, not a curated record. Gene Ontology annotation, cellular component: cytosol. Gene Ontology annotation, molecular function: protein binding. Lineage: Eukaryota; Metazoa; Chordata; Amphibia; Anura; Ranidae. Bases 150 to 1481 code for a protein of 443 amino acids.